Molecule: messenger RNA, 1623 nt
Organism: Scleropages formosus (Asian bonytongue)
Lineage: Eukaryota; Metazoa; Chordata; Actinopteri; Osteoglossiformes; Osteoglossidae
Gene: chrm4a
Product: cholinergic receptor, muscarinic 4a
Exons: 2
Coding region: 137-1486 (449 amino acids)
Biological process (GO): regulation of locomotion; adenylate cyclase-inhibiting G protein-coupled acetylcholine receptor signaling pathway; chemical synaptic transmission
Cellular component (GO): synapse; plasma membrane; dendrite
Molecular function (GO): G protein-coupled serotonin receptor activity; G protein-coupled acetylcholine receptor activity
Source: RefSeq, a predicted model, not a curated record
UGAGGGGCUCCAGCCCUGGAACUUCAAUGGCUCCACAUUCAGUGCGUGCAGCAAUGCCAGUCUGUCCAACUGUACUACCUUUGGAAGCAAUGACUCCAUUUCCCAGGGAGAGGAGGCAGGAAGCCAGUACAGGACAAUGGAGAUGGUCUUCAUUGCCCUUGUGACUGGGUCCCUUAGUUUUGUCACCGUGGUGGGCAACAUCCUGGUGAUGCUCUCUAUAAAAGUCAAUCGACACCUUCAAACAGUCAACAACUAUUUCCUGUUCAGUCUGGCAUGUGCCGACCUCAUCAUUGGGGUCUUCUCCAUGAACCUCUAUACUGUUUACAUCAUAAAGGGCUACUGGCCUCUGGGACCUGUUGUGUGCGAUCUGUGGCUGGCCCUGGAUUAUGUGGUCAGCAAUGCAUCUGUCAUGAACCUGCUGAUUAUCAGCUUUGACCGGUACUUCUGUGUGACCAAGCCCCUGACCUACCCGGCUAGACGAACAACCAAGAUGGCGGGCCUUAUGAUCGCGGCAGCUUGGAUCCUUUCCUUCAUCCUCUGGGCUCCAGCCAUCUUGUUCUGGCAGUUCAUUGUUGGGGAACGCACAGUCCCGGAAAAGGAGUGCUACAUCCAGUUUCUCUCCAACCCCGUGGUCACGUUUGGCACAGCCAUUGCUGCAUUCUACCUGCCUGUUGUUAUCAUGACCAUACUGUACAUCCACAUCUCCUUGGCCAGCCGUAGCCGUGUCAGAAAGCAAAAGCCUGAGGCCAAGAAGGAGAAAGCCCUCAAGUCUGCUGGUCUGCUCAAGAGUCACAUCCUAAAACAGAACAACAACAACUCCUCCAAACCCUGCAUGGAAUCUAACAGUGACACAGCCAAGAAUGGCAAGCUGGAGGAGUCGGUCUCGACUAAAGCUGAUUCCAGCGUUCCCCCGGAGGAAAAGGAGAGUUCAAAUGAUUCCAGCACAGCCAUCAUAACCCCCAAAGAAACCAAGGAUCAAGGCAGUGGCCUGGCCGUGUCUGAGGCCCCUGCCACCAACCCCCUACCCAGAUCAAACCCCAACUCUAAGUGGUCAAAGAUUAAAAUCAUCACCAAACAAUCAGGGGACGAGUGCAUCACUGCCAUUGAGAUUGUCCCUUCAACCAGUGGCCAGAACAGAUCCAUCCCCCUCAAUCGGCCCAGGACUGUGGUUCGAAAAUUUGCAAGCAUUGCCAGGAGCCAAAUGAGGAGAAAGCGACAAAUGGCAGCAAGGGAAAAAAAGGUGACCAAGACCAUCUUUGCCAUCCUCCUGGCCUUCAUCAUUACAUGGACGCCAUAUAAUGUCAUGGUACUCAUCAGCACCUUCUGCCAAUCUUGUGUCCCGGACACAGUGUGGGCCAUAGGGUACUGGCUGUGCUAUGUCAACAGUACCAUAAACCCUGCGUGUUAUGCACUCUGCAACGUGACCUUCAAGAAGACCUUCAAAAACCUUCUCAUGUGUCAGUACAAAAACAUUGGCACCAGAUAGGCUGGAGCAGAUAAUAUUGUCCAACAUACCGCAAUGCUGAGGGAUGCUUGUGGAUUUAAGGCAAUGUGAUGGAGCCAAAUCCUGACCGGCACCCUGAGAUCCUUUCAUUCACAGUACAGAAGCCAGGAUCCAGACGA